AUGCUGCAUAGAACAUCUUCCUCUCGACGACGUCGGGCAUCAAGAAGUGCUGCAACUUCACCGCAGACCAGGUCCCCAAGACCUUCUGCACAGUCUUCUCGACGAGCGUCUCUCGCGACUACCGAAACAGACGAUGAGAUUGAACCUCCACCUCCACAGAGGAGUCCUAGAGCCAGCCUUGCUCCAGAUACGGCAUUUGAGUCCUAUCAUCGAAGUCCAAGACAUUCUCUGGUCCCCGAAAGUAGGUCAGCCAGAAAUUCAAUCACACCUGAAACAGCAUUAGUAAGAAAUAGUUUGGCACCUUCUAGGAAUAAUUUAGGAGUAGAACAAGCGUAUGGAUCUCGUUUAAGUCUUAAUCCGCAAGAUUUUAAUCGAAGUCCUAGAAAUAGUAUAACACCUGACUUAGCAGCUAGAAGUCCAAGGAGAAGUUUAGUCCCAGAGGGAUCUUCAUGGAAUCAGCCGAGAAAUUCAUUGGUACCAGAUGUUGGUAGAAGCCCACGUCAUUCUGUAGCAAGUAUACAAAUUGAUCCAGCACGAAAUCAAAAGGAAUUAGGUCCAAGUCAAAGAACCAGUCCCAGAGGAAGUAUAGCUCCGGAUUCAACUUUGAGAAAAGAUGGUCCAGAAAUAAACAGAAGUCCAAGAGGUUCUUUGAUACCCGAUUCACAAAGAAGUCCGAGAGGCAGUAUUGCUCCAUCUGAAAGAAGUGCUAGAGGCAGCUUAGUCACGGGUGACAUUGAAACAGCAAGGAUUAGUCCCAGGGGAAGUUUGACGUUAACAUUUCAAGAGCCUUUAGUUUCUCGAGAGCGACGAGCUAGUGAAGAUAGUCAAUGUGCUGGUAAUCGGGGUCGCAGCGUGUCACCAUACAGAGCUUCUCUUGGUGGCCGACAGAGUGGUACCGGAGCUUUAUCUGAUACUGGCUCUAGAAGGGCGUCCAGCUCAGUUAGUCAAGUAUCUGGUGAUGAACAACGCAGACUUUGCGGAGAACAGGCCAAAUACAGUGACCGAAGCGGCCUUGGCUUGGGAGUUGGUCUCACUACAUACGGUUCCGUUGCUUAUCAGCUGAAAGAUGCGAACAUGGAAGCUUCUGGCACCGUCGACUUUGUUUGCAGAGCCGCUAGGAUUAUGAAUAGAACAAUUGUAAUGACUGUCUUCUUGGCUUGUCUGUCGUCGCUGCCAGUUAUUAUGUUAAUUAUGGGGGUGCAGUACAUACGUGACUGUCCAGCGGAGCCCAGGAUUCCUGUUUAUAUGGUGGUGGGUGGAGCAGCCGGUGGUGCAGGUAUCUGUUGGUUGUUGUGGGCUCAGCUCGCCAGCCGCACCGUCAGUUCAACAGCUAGUGUGCCAGAGAGAAUCCUCGCGUAUACUCUUGCUGGAUUUCUAAUGGGAUGGUUCGCCUUCGGUAACUACUGGACCGUGGGUAUCAUGUGGCCGGACUACGCUCCAACACUGUUUGAGCCUAACCAAUGGUGUCACAAAACUCUUUAUGUAUUUGCCAUAACACAGCUUGGAGUUGUAUGGGGUGUCAUUGCUCUUAUAUUACUGCUGUUAUUGGCCCUUGUUAUUUGUCAAGUAUUCGGCUGCGGCUGGCUUGGUCCGCCGAGAUACAAGUAG
Danaus chrysippus (African queen) is the source of this 1608-nucleotide messenger RNA. The record is from the annotation of a GenBank genome assembly. NCBI's taxonomy places the organism in Eukaryota, Metazoa, Arthropoda, Insecta, Lepidoptera, Nymphalidae.